CUCUGGGAUGGAAAAGAGGGCUUCCAAGUACACCGGCCUGCUCUGAGGACCCCGACAGGACACAGGACAGGAGAGCGAGAGCCGUCCAGGGGGCUCCAACCCCCAGGAGCUCUUCACUGACAGAGCACUCAAAACCAGGGACAACUGAGAGAAGUUAUUGUUCUCCAGUCAUUCUGCUGAGAAACAAUUGGACUUGUUUCCAUGGAGACCAGGGACUCUGAGGAUUUGGGAAAGCCCCAGAAGAAAUCAGUGAGUGGUUUGUGGGAGAUUGACGAGCUGGCCAGUGUGAGACCUGAGGUCCUCUCAGAAGAGAGGACGCCCCAUGCCGACCAGGAGAUGCAAGACAAAGCACCCCAUUACUACACCCUUAUCCAGAGAAACUCCAUCUUCAAUCGCACUGUGAGACACAGAAGCAAAGGCAAAGCCAGAGGCACUCCCAAACAGAACUGCGGACACCUGGCAGAUACACUGGAAAAUGGGAACUCUGUAAAUGAGCCCCUGAACUUGAAUUUCCCCCAGAGCAGAACUCGACCCUGGAGAAUACCAACAGGGACAGACCUAGGAGCCAAGAGAGCAAGGACCUCGGGGUAGCUGGGGGCAGACAGACUCGUCCGGGAGAGGCUUCCGC
Balaenoptera musculus (blue whale) is the source of this 628-nucleotide messenger RNA. Its product is annotated as ephexin-1-like. Lineage: Eukaryota; Metazoa; Chordata; Mammalia; Artiodactyla; Balaenopteridae. The record is from RefSeq and is a predicted model, not a curated record. The transcript is spliced from 4 exons. Bases 202 to 591 code for a protein of 129 amino acids.